GUUCAACACACUGCGUUUGCGUCUGCGUAGAAAUCCUACGAAACGCAUUGCGUUGGUGUGAAUGCGUCGAACGGGAAAUAUUGCGUACCGGUAGGGGUGAUCAGUCGUUCUUCAGUUUUGGUGUUGAUAUUUUCAAAGGUAUAUUCAGGUAGUAGAGUUUAAGUGUCGGAUUCCGUUGUUACCUGAAAGUUUCCAUGGAUGCCAGACAGUUGAUUGGCCCUGGCAAGGGUCGUGGAAAGGGAAGAGGUCGAUCCAACAGUGGUCAAAUGGGAGGUUAUGAUGGAAGACAUACUUCUUCUUCAAUGUCCACUAAUGCUAAAGCAUCGGCAAUCUUCGAAAACACAAGAAUCCUACAUGCACAGGCAUCUCAGCAGGCAAUGAAAAAUCAAGAUAUGUAUGAAUCUUCAUCGGAAGAAGAUGAUUUAGACGAAGAUCAGAUUUUGUCACAAUUGAUGAAAAAUUAUAAAGGUACAUUGAAUGGAUCUGAUGCAGAUGAUAAUAAUUCCAUAAGUACCAGACAAUACUUGUACGAAAGUUGUCAGUCUGGAGCAAUAACAUGUCUUGUUUGUAUUUCAAGUGUAAAACGACAAGAAGCAAUUUGGAAUUGCUAUGGCUGUUUUGCAACAUUUCACUUGAGUUGUAUACAGAGGUGGAUAAGAGAAGGUAUAGCUAGGAAGAGUGUCUUAUCUGAUGAACAUUUUUCUAAUAAGGAGCAUCCUUGGUAUUGCCCCAAAUGCAGGUUCGAGUACAAACAACAUGAAUGUCCGACUCGUUAUAUUUGUUAUUGUGGAAAAGUUGAAGAUCCACAAUUCGAUCCAUGGUUGGUACCUCAUUCAUGUGGUGCAACAUGUGAAAGGCUAUUAAGGCCGACUUGUGGUCACAAAUGUCUAUUGCUUUGCCAUCCAGGUCCGUGUCCUCCUUGCCCCAAAAUGGUCAAGACAAGUUGCUAUUGUGGGAAGAAACCUCAAACUGUAAGAAGGUGCGGAGCUGCUUCAUGGUCUUGUGGGCAACAAUGUACCAAACUGCUGAGCUGUGGAAAACAUAAUUGCAAGGAUAAUUGCCAUGAAGGCAUUUGCGCAACUUGUCCACACACAAGUCUUCAAUCUUGUACUUGCGGGAAACACAGAGAGGAAAGACCUUGCUCUGAUCCUAAGUGGAAAUGCUCUGAUGAAUGCAAUAAACUACUUUCAUGUGGAAUUCACAAAUGUGAUAAGGUCUGCCAUACUGGAAAUUGUGGGGAUUGCCCUAGGUCAGGCUGGAGAACAUGUCCCUGUGGUAAAAGCAAUACCAACGAUCUUCCAUGUUCAGAGGAUGUUCCUACAUGCAAUGAUACAUGCGGCAAAAGUCGUGGAUGUUACGGAGGACACAAAUGUACACGAAGAUGCCAUUAUGGCAGUUGCGGACCUUGUUCGAUUGUCAUUGAAAAGCAAUGCAGAUGUGGGAAGAAAAAAAAAGAAAUGCCUUGUCAUAAAGAAUUCACAUGUGACAUGAAAUGUCAAAAAAUGAGAGAUUGUGGAAAUCAUCAAUGCAAGAGAAAGUGUUGUGAGGGUGAUUGUCCAAGAUGUGAACAAGUUUGUGGACGUAUGUUACAAUGCAAACGACACAAGUGUCAGUCAAAUUGUCACAGAGGUCCUUGCUAUCCAUGCAUUUUAACUUCUCGUGUCACGUGCAAUUGUGGCAGUACAGGGAUUACUGUUGUAUGUGGCAAGGAAAAAACAACAAAACCGCCAAGGUGUAAGAAACCGUGUAAGAUUCCAUCAUCUUGCCAUCACCCCACAAGACGACCACAUAACUGUCAUUUUGGUCCGUGCAAAAGAUGUACGCAGGUUUGCAGUAUUGUGAUGAAAUGUGGACAUUCCUGCCCUGCUGAUUGCCACGAUGAAGUUUUAGUGAAAAAUGAGCAGGUCAAAGCAGCCGGACCGUGGGAAUUGCCUUAUCAAUCUGAAACAACUAUUAAGUGCAUACCUUGUCCUCCUUGUAAGUCUCCUGUUCCCAAAGUUUGUCUCGGAGAUCAUGAAAGGUCUAAUUUGCCAUGUUUCGAAGCAAGGAGGUAUUGCUGUGGCCGGAAAUGUGGUCGUCUCUUAAAAUGUGGAAAUCAUACAUGUUCUCUCUUAUGUCACACAGUGGAGGGUUCCUUAGAUCAGAAAAUGGCUGGUAAAAAUUGUGCUGCAUGUGAAGAGCCAUGUACAAAACCUCGGCCAGAAGGCUGCAUUCACUCGUGUUCACAGCCUUGUCAUUCUAACCCCUGUGAACCUUGUAAAAAACGUAUCAGAAAAAGAUGUCACUGUGGCCUUGUUAUAUUACAUCACCUUUGCAGUGAAUGGACAGCUGCCGAUGACCUUACGAAACUUGAGAUUGAGUCUUGUGGCAAUAACUGUCCCAAACCAUUAUCAUGCGAUCAUUAUUGCACAAAGCUCUGCCACCCAGGACCUUGCCCCGGUCCAGAAACAUGUACCAAGAAAAUGAUUAUCAAAUGUCCGUGCAAAAGAAGGAAAAAGGAUUUUGUUUGUCCAGAAGUUCGAAAUGGAGCAAAAGUGGAAUGUGAUUCAGUGUGUGAAGAAAUAAAAGCAAAGUCAAAUGAGGAAAAGGAGGAGAAAUUGAGACAAAAAAAAGAUGAAGAGGCCAGAAUUCGGCAAAUAGAAUUAGAGAAAUUCGAUCGAAGAAUGCAAAAAACCUCAAAAUCUCGCAGACGAAGAAAGUUGUCUGAUCAAGUCGAUGAUGAUAGCAACUCAUCUAUCAUUAGAAACAAAUAUUUUCAAAUACCGAUGUUCCUCAUUGUGAUAUCUGUUUUAGUUGCUUUUGCAUAUAAUCUAGUUUUGCAAUCCAAAUGAUUUUCAUUGUGUAUUACUCAAAUCGCUAACUUGCAUAGCGCAAACUUUUAAAUUCUUUCAAUCAAUCAAACCUAGCAUAGGUGCAAUCUACAUAAAGUACAUCAGCAAAUGAUGUCUGGUGACAAAUUAACAAGAAAUAUGUUUUAUUUAGUGUUGUAUUUCCUUUUCUCUCAAGUCAAUUUAUGUGUUAUUUGAAGUUUAGUUCGUUGUAUUGUUAAUAUAUGGUGCUCACUAUUUAUCAUAAAA
Messenger RNA from Styela clava, 3077 nucleotides. NCBI's taxonomy places the organism in Eukaryota, Metazoa, Chordata, Ascidiacea, Stolidobranchia, Styelidae. The record is from RefSeq and is a predicted model, not a curated record.